Messenger RNA from Aptenodytes forsteri (emperor penguin), 3931 nucleotides. It is a transcript of the gene COL23A1, whose product is annotated as collagen type XXIII alpha 1 chain. The transcript has 29 exons. The coding region runs from base 1 to 1548 and encodes 515 amino acids. Lineage: Eukaryota; Metazoa; Chordata; Aves; Sphenisciformes; Spheniscidae. The record is from RefSeq and is a predicted model, not a curated record.
AUGGUUUGGCUGCUGGCGUGCACGCGCAGUCUGCAUUUAGAUAGAAUAUAUUCUCUAAAUGGCUAUUUUUAUUCCUCCUCCAAACAGAAACUGGGUGAAGGACUAGCAAAGCUGCGGACGGCGAGAGAGGCUCCGUCAGACUGCAUGUGCCCCCCAGGCCCUCCGGGGAGGCGGGGGAAGCCUGGCCGGCGCGGAGAACCCGGACCUGCAGGGCAGUCAGGACGCGAUGGUUACCCGGGGCCUCUUGGUUUGGAUGGCAAACCAGGACCUCCAGGACCAAAAGGGGAAAAGGGUGAAGCAGGGGACAUCGGCCCAAGGGGCGAUCAAGGUCAAGAUGGAGCCACUGGCCCCCCUGGUCCGCCAGGACCCCCAGGUGCCCGGGGGCCUCCUGGUGACACGGGAAAAGAUGGCCCAAGAGGACCUCCAGGCCCCCCUGGUUUCAAAGGCGAGCCGGGAGAGGAUGGCCUCGUGGGUGCCAGGGGACCUUCAGGACCAAAGGGUGAGCCUGGCAUCCAAGGGAAAAAGGGUGAUGAUGGGAUCCCUGGGGAACCAGGACUUAUGGGCCCUAAGGGAGAAAAAGGAAGCGCGGGUCCCAAGGGAGAGAACGGCACAGAUGGCUUGCCAGGACCCAAGGGUGAACCUGGUGAGAAGGGAGGAAUUGGCUCCAUCGGACCCCGGGGUCCCCCCGGCCUGAAAGGGGAACAGGGCGACACCGUAGUGAUCGACUAUGACGGCCGAAUCCUGGAUGCGCUCAAGGGUUCGCCAGGUCCCCCAGGGCCACCGGGCCCCCAAGGCGCUCCAGGUCCCAAGGGAGAGCUGGGCUUGCCGGGUCCACCUGGACUGGACGGUGAAAAGGGUCCCAAAGGAGCGAAGGGUGACCAGGGCAGCGCAGGGAUCACGGGACAGAAAGGAGAGACAGGAGAAAUGGGAUUAUCGGGUCCACCGGGAGCAGAAGGGCCAAAAGGAGACAAAGGAGAAAAAGGAGACACCGGCUCGCCGUGUUUGCAGAAUAAUCAUAUCAUACCUGAGCCCGGACCCCCCGGAUUACCUGGCCCUAUGGGUCCUCCAGGAAUCCAGGGGCCUAAAGGCUUGGACGGUGCAAAGGGAGAAAAAGGCGACAGCGGUGAGAAGGGGGACCACGGUGACGCUGGACCCGCUGGUCUCCCCGGUGCUCCAGGGCUCAUCGGUUUACCCGGUACCAAAGGCGAGAAGGGAAAGCCAGGGGAGCCAGGAUUGGAUGGUUUCCCAGGUCUCAGAGGAGAGAAAGGAGAGAGAAGUGAAAGAGGGGAGAAGGGUGAGCGAGGAAUACCGGGGAGAAAAGGAGCCAAAGGGCAGAAGGGGGAACCAGGCCCUCCCGGACUGGAUCAGCCUUGUCCUGUGGGAGAUCGUAGCAUUGCAGGCAGCAAAAGGGACCCAGGUUUACCAGGCCUGGACGGGGUGAGCGUGCCCUGCCCUUUGGGACCAGACGGACUGCCAGUAGCAGGAUGUUGGCAUAAGGGUGAAAAACUCUGGCUGAAAACAAAGAAGAAAAAAAGGAUGCAGCCCUAGAAUGAAAGAAGCUGCUGUGUACCAUCUGGUCAAACAAGAGAAGGACUUGCAACUUGCAGAGGAAACAAAGCCAAGCUCCAUUCAUUGCUACCUGCUGUUGAUGUGAUGGAAAUAGCAAUUCUUUGGCUAAAGAGAACAACCUUGACUACCUGUGGUUAUUUCCACUACUAUCAAGAAAAGCUUUUUUUUUCUCAAGAGGAAGCACCUCUGGGUCCUGUUCUGGGGUCUGUGGCUGAAGAUGUGCAAAGCGCUUUGUUACUGUGGAACCCAAAUUCCCCAAGAAACCUCCGCUGCAGAAUUUCAAAACACAAAAACCUAGCAAUACUUUCAGUGUAGAGAGUUGCAGGACAGGGAGGGCUCUGCUGAAGUCUUUUCUUAAACAACAGAGCACAUAAUGUUGCUGUUGGGGUUCCCAAAACUUGGGAGUUUGGAGUAUUUAAUUGUUUUGGUUUGUAGGGUUCAUUUGUGUUUGAUUUUUCUUGGUUUAUGUGGUUUUAAUUGUAAACUCUGUAACUCUGCACACUCCUCUUGUCCUCUUCCUUCUCUCCCCUUUUUCGGUCUCUUUCUUUAAAUUAUCUCAUCUCAGGCACAUCCCAUGCAGAGCGGGGUAAUGAAUAAAAGGAGGAUUAUGAUUUUUAUAUCUGCAUAUGGCAUUAAGUGAGAUCAAUUAAAAAUUUGCAAACUAUUCCACUGUUCACAUUUUUAAAGAUGUUGAAAAAAAUAGAGAUUGUGCAGUAAAAAGCCAUAAAAAAUUACUUCAGGGAGGGAGAAAAUGGCUUACAGCCAAGUCUGUUCAGCUUACAAUGAAGAUCAAGAGGCAAUCAGAUUUCUUUACAGGGAGGAGAUGCUUUAUAUUAACAAGUUCUUAAAUUGAACAGAGAAAGAUAUACAAAUAUCCAUCCAACGGGUGGAAGGUGAAGCUACACAAAAUCAAAUAAAGCAAGCCAUGGAUUUUUAAUGGUGAGACUGGUUAAUCCUAACCAGACCAGUGACGUAAUCCCCAUCACUCUAAUGCCUUUUUGAUUUAACAGAUCACUUCUGGAGGAAAUACUUUAGCCCAAUACAAGUUGCUAGGCUCUAUGUAGGAGUCUUAGGUGAAAUUAAGAGCCUGACCGUGAUAUCAAACCAGAUGAUGUAAGGGCUCUUUGCGGCCUUGAUUUAGAGAAUACAGAAGGGAGUCAUUUUUGGUGUAUUUGAGUAGAUCGGAACCCUUUGUUAGAUCCUUGUUCCACUGCAUUUCUUAUGGCAGCUACUGCCAGAGAGGACUUGAGCGAGGGAUGCGACCGUCCAGGGGCAAUCCGCCCUGUACAAGCUGACCUAAUGCUAAGGUAGUUCUUGCUCCGAUAUUCUGAAGAACAGUAGGAACAUGCUCAGUGCUCCAUGCAGGUAGGGUGACGUUUAAUUGAUGUCUGUGAGUUCUUAUCUGUGACUGGGUCCUAGUUGUCCUUGAGUUUAUCCUUCUAGUAAGCUGGGAGCAUUUGUUAUCUGCCGGUAAAUGCUGAAAUGGCCAUCUAGCUUGGUAGAUGUGGACACAAAAGACAUAGCUGUAGGCAGUGAACUUUUGUUACCCGUCUUUGAUAGCUGCUUAGGGUCUACACCUACACAUUGCUUGCUUUGUGGCUAUACUUUGCACCUUUACCACUUACUGACCAUUUUCUUGGUCACCAUAUAGAUUAAAUCCAUGUAAAUUCAGAUCAACUAACAAAUCAAGAAACAAGAAUUAUGUAACUCAAAACAGCAAUGAAAAUGCAUUUUAUUUACUUCCAUUUCAUGUUGUUAGCUAUCACUUUUGGUGUAGGGGUUUUUAAAGGCAUAAGGAGCAGCUGAACAAGCUCCCACUGGCUUUUAGUGCUUUUGAAAAACCCCUUUACUGUCCCAAAUUAAAGCUAAAAAUCUUCUUCUGUGGAAGGUUGAAGGCAAAUCUCUCAUUGAUGUCACCGGGAAGAAGAUCUGUAAUUGUUCCCUUAAUAUACAGUUGCUCUUCCCAUCUCCCCCAGUCAUCUCCAAACUAAAAGCAAUUCACUACUCCACACCACACUGUGGGCUUCUACACUCAAAAUCCUGCAUGUGUCCUGUUCAUGGAACCUCUACUGAUAUCAAUGAGAGUUCAGUCCCCAGAAUGACUGCAGAAAGCACAAGAAUCUGGAAGUGUCCACAAACAAUCUACAAUGCAGAUAGAAAAGUCUUGUUUUACAUACGCUGGCAAAAACUAAACAGCUUUCUAUCUAGCUCCUACUUGAAGAAGUUUGAUAUCACUGAAGCUACAAGACAAGCUAACCUCCAAAGCUUAUGAAAUUAUAUUAAAAUUUAUAUUUUCUCUGAGGAAAUACCCCGAAGUCCUAUUAUCUUCAGGUAAACAAGUCAGUAUUCCGUCUUCAACUUG